This is a messenger RNA of Epinephelus fuscoguttatus (brown-marbled grouper), 12664 nucleotides long. RefSeq names its product neuron navigator 3 (gene nav3). The transcript has 42 exons. Lineage: Eukaryota; Metazoa; Chordata; Actinopteri; Perciformes; Serranidae. Gene Ontology annotation, molecular function: protein binding; ATP hydrolysis activity; ATP binding. The record is from RefSeq and is a predicted model, not a curated record. Bases 723 to 7799 code for a protein of 2358 amino acids. Gene Ontology annotation, biological process: neurogenesis; nervous system development.
UGGCGCUCGGAGGUCUGCAGGCUGCUGCCGCUUUCUCUCAAGCCUGAAGAGAGCUUCUCCUCCCGCGGUUCCCCGCGCUGACAGCCGUCCUCUCCGCACUCCAGGAACAUCCUUAAGGAGAGCUAAAACUGCUUUUUCCGACGCUGCACCUCCUCUAAAAAGCCACCUUGGUUUGCCUGUGUGAAUAAAGAGCUGCGGUGAGAAGAGAGAGAGCCUCCCUUCUUCAGCCGCUAGAUAUCAGGAUUGUUUUAGCUCUGCUGACUGCUGUGAUGAAUACUGAUAUGUGGUCAGUGGAGGAGCAGUGAAGGAGCCAGAGGAAUCCUGGUUUGAUAUGUGGAGGGAAGACUGUGUGCCGGAGCCAGGGAUUGCACUCUGAGGAAGAAGCUAGCAUAACUGUUAUCUUCAUGUAAAACAACACAACCUGCAGGCUGAAAGUCCUCUCUGGUGUUCUCUUUACUCCAGUCAUCAUAAUGACGCUGUCUCGGUAGCCUUUCGCUACCUGAUUGGUAUUCAUCCUGCUCUCUGAAACCUUCCAGCGCUGAUAACACUCAGAGACACAUUUUACUUUUACCGUACAAACCACCACCUGCCAUGGAUCGCCUGUGUCCGGGUGAAGGCGUGAGCCGGACACAGGAUCUUGUUGGGAAACUGUAGCCACCUGGAUUCUCUUCAGCUUAUUUCCUGUGAUUUUACUCUGGAGUUAUUCUUUAUUUGGACCAGGGAUGGAUGUACCGGAAGCCAGCAAACAUGGGAAGAAGUCGACGAGUCAAAAGCUGGAGGACCAGAAAAAGAUUUACACAGACUGGGCCAAUCACUAUCUGGCCAAGUCUGGCUGUCAGCGCCUCAUCAAGGACCUGAGCCAGGACGUCACCGAUGGAGUCCUGCUGGCACAGAUCAUCCAGAUCAUAGCGAAUGAGAAGGUGGAGGAUAUCAAUGGCAGCCCCAGGAGCCAGUCGCAAAUGAUCGAGAAUGUGGACGCCUGCCUCAGUUUCCUGGACGCCAGAGGAGUGAAUGUACAAGGGCUCUCAGCAGAAGAGAUCAGGAAUGGCAACCUAAAAAGCAUCCUGGGCCUCUUCUUCAUCCUGUCGCGCUACAAGCAGCAGCAACAGCAACAGCAGCAGUACUACCAGUCCCUGGUGGAGCUCAGCCAGCAGACCAGCAGCACCGCACCGUCCGCCAGCAGCCUCAAGACACAAGAGAUGCAGUCCAGUCUCACAGCACGAUAUGCAAGUCCUCCGGGCCACAGUGGAAUAGGGUCUCCGCAGAAGAAAAACACAAGGUUACCAGGCCCCUCCAGAGUACCUGCUGCAGGCAGCGGGGCCUCCAGGAGCCCAGGCUUAUCCAACCUCAACCGUCGCAGCCAGAGCUUCAACAGCAUCGACAAGAGCAAGCCUCUUCAGUAUGCCAGUGGCAACGACAGAGAAGCGGUGAGGGGUAUCCCAGUACCUGGCGGGAUGAAUGGGAGUGGUAUUGGUGGGACGGUUCCCACCAGUCUCAGCGGGCAGCAGCUGGCCUCUGCCAUCCCCUCACCCACCGCCGGCAAGUCCUGGCGCAGCAAGUCCAUGAACCUCAAGCACAGCGCCACUUCGUCCAUGCUGGCAAGCCCCACGCACUCACCCUCCCCCACCCUUUCACCCCAGGGCUCUGAAGGCCUUCAGCCACAUGGAAGCGAUGGGUCAAAAGUAGGGUCAGCUGGCAGCAGCGGACCCCAGAGGUCCAUGCUGGAGAAGUUCCGCCUGAUUAACCCUAGAUCGGCUUCGCGAGCAUCGCCGUCUGUGGCAGAGAUGGCUCUGCAGGAGGAGGAUGACCUGUCAGAGUAUGGUGAGGAUGGAUUGACGCCCACGGGGUCGGUGUGUAGCAGCGGCAGUAGCAGUGCUACGGCCAAGCAAAUGUCUCCCAAGACCUCAGCAUCGUCCCUCAUUGCACCAAGCAAGACUUCCUCUUCUUCCUCUCCUUCCUCAUUUUCAAAAGCAUCCAGCAGCAGGUCCAUGGCCUCUUCUAAAGACAAGGAGGACAAAAGCAGAUCUGGGAAAUCUUCUAAGGACAGCUCUCCACCCAAAGAGGAGAGAGAGUCUUUUGCUGACCCCAACAAGAAGUCCUCCAAAAUUGCCAGCCUCAUCCCCAAGGGAGGGAAGCCAUCAUCUGGAAAGAAAGAUGGCGGCACCCCCUCGGCUUCUAGCGGCAUCCCUAAGCCAGGACUCAAAGCUCCCUCCACCACGACGUCCAAGUCUCAGAGUCAGUCACAGAGCCAAAGCCAGGCCACCUUGAACAGCAGUGGCAACAUGCGGGGUGGAGAGGGGGAAAGAGCUAAGCUCACGAAAGGAGGGCAGGGUGGGAGUUUCUACAUACAGCGCUCCAGUGGGGGCCAGGAGGGCAAAAGGACCAGCAUGACCUCCUCCACCAGCACCUCAGCCCUUUCUGGGUCCAGUGGGAUGCUGGGAGGAGGAGGAGGAGGGGGUGGAGGAGGAGGUGGAGCGCUUGGAGGGAACGGAGUAGUUCAACUUCCUCAGCAGCAGCAGCACAACCACCCCAAUACUGCCACUGUGGCCCCCUUCAUGUACAGGACUUUCUCAGAAAACGACUGCACCAUGGUGGCCCCAGCAGACCCCUGCCUCAGCCCCACCAAGGGAGAGCUGGUCUACAGCAAGACAGCCAAACAGUGCCUGGAGGAGAUAUCAGGAGAGGAUCCUGAGACAAGACGCAUGAGGACGGUGAAGAACAUCGCUGACCUGCGGCAGAACCUGGAAGAAACCAUGUCCAGUCUACGGGGGACACAGAUCAGCCACAGCACACUAGAAACAACCUUCGACACCACGGUAACCACUGAGGUCAAUGGGCGAAGUCUACCAGCCCUCACUUCACGCUCCUCCCCCAUGGCCUGGCGUCUGGGCCAAACACAAACCCCGCGUCUCCAGGCAGGCGAAGCCCCCUCAAUGCCCAGCAGCUACGCUGCGCCCAGGGCGAGCACGACGAGCGCUGGCACCACCACGGGGCGCUACAGCGGCCACUCGGACCCCUCCAGGUUUGUGUUCAGUGCCCCCCUGAGGCGAGCAGCCGUGGCAGCAGGGGCGAGGGGGGCGGAGCAGGGGGAGAAGGGAGGAGGAGGGCUGGAAGGAGGGAAGCAGAUGGAGAUGGCAGGGUACAUGAGUGAUGGGGACAUCCUAGGGAGGAACGGCCGGAUGGAUGAUAUCACCAGCGGAUACCUUACAGACGGUGGCCUCCAUCUGUAUGCGCGGAACACAGGCCGAGCCUCAGACGCGGCUUCUUCUCGAGAAGUAUCCCAGAGAGGGAGCAAAGAGAUGCAGGGCGACAUAGACAGUUGGGACGACAGCAGCUCGGUGAGCAGCGGCCUGAGCGACACAUUGGACAACAUCAGCACUGAUGAUCUGAACACACCCGCCUACUCUGCUGUCAGCUCAUCACGCAAAAGCAAGGGAGCCCAGUCCCAGAAAGGAGGCAGGUCCAAGCAUGCAGAGCAGGAGGUGAGCAGCAGCUGGGCCGGAGCCGAGGACCUGAAGAAGGUGGAGGAGGAGCUGGACGCAAGCAUGGACCCCAGCAGCGGCUCCUCCCGGUGGAAGCCUUCCUCAUCCUCCUCUUCCUCUCAAGCCCAGGGCUCGUACGAGGAUGCCGGUCAGAAGGCCGCUGCGCUGGCCCAGAUGUCCCAGACGGGUUCGUGGAGGAGGGGCAUGACGGCCCAGGUGGGCAUCACGCCACCCAGGACCAAGGGUACCUCUGCUGCCCACAAAACACCAGGCAAAACUGAUGAUGCCAAGGCCUCCGAGAAGGGCAAGGCGCCUUCCAAGAGUUCAGCUGCCAUCCAGCGCUCCCCCUCAGAUGCUGGGAAGAGUAGUGGAGAUGAAGGUAAGAAACCUCCCUCCGGCAUUGGACGCCCACCCACCACUGCUUCUUUUGGAUACAAGAAGAUCCCGGGUCCCAGUGGUACCCUAAUCACCUCCAGUGGUGCAACGCUCGCCAGCGGCUCAGCCACCCUGGGCAAGGCGCCCAAAUCCUCAGCUGCCCUCAGCAAAGGCACAGGCAUCGGCGGUGUGCGUAAGACCAGCCUGGAUGGCUCACAGCCCCAGGAUGACGGCAUCCUACUCAGCUGCAGUGGCUCCAAAGUAACCCUGCAGUACCGCUCUCUACCCAGACCCGCUAAAUCCUCCAGUGGGGUGGCAGCAGGGCGCAGUGGGCAUCGCUCCAGCUCCAGCAGCAUCGACUCAAAUGUCAGUGGCAAGUCAGCUGGAGGGGCAGCAACGCAAGCGGGUGCCAAACGCAGGGAUGGAAAAGUUGGCUCAGACCGUUCCAGUCCCAUCACCAUCAACCAGACGGACAAGGAGAAAGUGGCGGUGUCAGACCAGGACACCACCGCAGGACUGUCCACCUCCCCCAAGUCCAGCCCCACCUCCAGUUCAGCAGGCCAGUCUGGCCUCAGGCAGCCAGGCUCCAAGUACCCUGAUAUUGCUUCUCCCACAUUCCGCAGAUUGUUUGGCACCAAAGCCAGCAGCAAGGCCAGCUCUCCGGGCACUCCCGACUCUGGCAAGUGCCCAUCAAUACUGGGCAGCCCCCACGGCACGCUGGCGAGGCAGGCCAGUCUGGACUCGCCCUCCUCUGGCACAGGGAGCCUGGGCAGCGCUGGCGGCCUGAGCGGUGGCAGCAGCCCACUGUACGGUAAAACCCCAGACCUGUGCACCGACUCCCCGGCCUCCAGCCCGGCCUCUGGCCUCUCCCUGCCUUCCAACGCUCGGCCCUGGCCUGCCUGUAGCUCGUCAGCUGGCAGCAAGGACACACUGAGCUGCCAAAGCAUGACCAGUCUGCACACCAGCUCUGAGUCCAUUGAUCUGCCACUGGGCCACCACGGGCCCAAGGUUACACGAACCGGCAGUGUCAAGUCCACCCUGUCUGAGGGCAUGCCUCUUGACAGAAACACGCUUCCCAAAAAGGGACUGAGGUACCCGCCAUCCUCCCGGCAGACGUCCCAUGAGGAAGGGAAGGAGUGGUUGAGGUCCCAUUCAACAGGGGGGCUUCAGGACACAGGCAGCCAGUCCCCACUGUCACCCCCUGGAGCUUCCUGCACCACCACUGGAAAAUACCACUACUCCAACCUGCUGAGCCCCACGAACAUCAGCCAGUAUAACCUGCCACCAGGCAGCAGCAGCAUGAGCCGCUCCAACAGCAUCCCCGCCCAGGACUCCUUUGACCUUUACGGAGAGGGUCACCCACUGGGUGGCAGCGCAACAUCCCUGGAGGACAGACCACGGGCCAUCAGCCGCUCCGGCUCCUUCAGGGACAGCACUGACGAAGUUCAUGGCUCUUCAUUAUCUCUGGUCUCCAGCACGUCUUCACUGUACUCUGCGACGGAGGAGAAAGCACACUCAGAGGGCCAAACAGUCCAAAAUUCCACGCAAAUCAGAAAGCUGCGUCGGGAGCUGGACGCCUCUCAGGAGAAGGUGGCAACCCUGACGUCUCAGCUGUCUGCCAAUGCUCACCUGGUUGCAGCCUUCGAGAAGAGCCUGAGUAACAUGACCUGCCGCCUGCAGAGCCUCACCAUGACCGCUGAACAAAAGGAGUCUGAGUUGGUUGAGUUGAGAGAGACAAUAGAGACGCUGAAGACACAGAACACCGAUGCCCAGACAGCCAUCCAGGUGGCACUCAACGGCCCUGACCACCUACACAAAGACCUACGUAUUAGACGACAGCACUCAUCAGAAAGCAUGUCCAGCAUCAACAGUGCAGCCAGUCACUCCAGCAUGGGCAGUCUGGGCAAGGACGCUGAAGACAAAAAAAAGAAGAAGAAGAGCUGGGUGGCUGAUUCCAUCCCAGCUCAGUUGCGCAGCUCCUUCAAGCAGGCGUUCAGCAAGAAGAAAACCAAAUCCCAGUCGGCCCAUGACGAGAUGGAGGAGAUGACCGACUCACUGCCGUCCUCGCCCAAAUUGCAGCACGAUAACAGGCAAGGCAGCAUUGCCACGCUGCAUUCUUCACCCUCCACCACAGAGCUGUGCGAAUGCACCGAAGCCGAAGCGGAAAUCAUCCUCCAGCUGAAGAACGAGCUGAGGGAGAAGGAGCUCAAGUUGACAGAUAUUCGCCUGGAGGCGCUUAGCUCCGCCCACCACCUGGACCAGAUCCGAGAGGCCAUGAAUCGCAUGCAGAACGAAAUCGAGGCACUGAAAGCGGAGAACGAUCGUCUCAAGUCCAGCGGUAACGCCACGCCGACAGCCACGCCCGUCAAGACGGCCCGGCCGCCCUCUGAGACCUCCAGCACGUCCUCGUCCUCCUCCCGUCAGUCCUUGGGGCUGUCACUAAACAACCUCAACAUCACUGACACCAUCAUGUCAGAUAUUCUGCUCGAUGAUGGCUAUGAGGGCAAUCUACGCAAAGAGGGCCGCAGUGUGCGAAUAGUGGUUACCAUCAGCAGUGGGCCAUAUAGCACCAAGGGUACACAAAGCCAGGCGUACCUGAUUGGGUCUAUAGGUGUGAGUGGGAAAACCAAGUGGGACGUCCUGGAUGGGGUCAUCCGACGCCUCUUUAAGGAGUAUGUGUUUCGGGUGGACCCUCUGACCAGCCUGGGUCUCAGCUCAGACAGCAUUGUCUGCUAUAGGAUGGGCGAGGUGGUUCGUUCCCACGCCUCCGAAGUGCCUGAGCUGUUGCCCUGCGGCUACCUGGUGGGCGACAACAACGUCAUCAAGGUCAACCUCAAAGGUGUGAAGGAGAACAGUAUAGACAGCCUUGUGUUUGACACGCUGAUUCCGAAGCCCAUCAUCCAGCGGUACCUCAACCUGUUGAUGGAGCAUCGUCGUAUCAUCCUCUCAGGACCCAGCGGCACCGGCAAGUCCUUCCUGGCUGCCAAGCUGGCUGAGUACAUCAUUUCCCAGAUGGGGCAGCAGGUGACGGAGCACAACGUGGCCAGCUUCAACGUGGACCAGAAUUCCAGCAAGGACCUGCGUCAGUACCUGUCCAACCUGGCAGAACAGUGCAACUCUGAGGACACAGACAUGGAGCUCCCCACUGUGGUGAUCCUGGACAACCUCCACCAUAUCGGCUCCCUCAGUGACAUAUUCAACGGCUUCCUCAACUGCAAGUACCACAAAUGCCCUUAUGUUAUCGGGACCAUGAACCAGGGAGUGUCGUCUUCUCCUAACCUCGAGCUACACCACAACUUCAGGUGGGUGCUGUGCACCAACCACACCGAGCCGGUCAAAGGUUUCCUGGGCCGUUUCCUGCGGCGGAAGCUGAUAGAGACGGAGAUCGAUAAGAACAUGCGCAGCAAUGACCUGAUUAAGAUCAUCGACUGGAUCCCCAAGACCUGGCAGCACCUCAACACCUUCCUGGAGGCACACAGCUCCUCUGACGUCACCAUAGGCCCCCGUCUGUUCCUGUCGUGUCCCUUGGAUGUAGAAGGAUCUCGGGUUUGGUUCACUGACCUGUGGAACUACUCCCUGGUGCCCUACCUGCUGGAGGCUGUCAGGGAAGGGCUUCAGCUAUACGGCAAAAGAGCAGCAUGGGAGGAUCCAUCCAAGUGGGUGAACGACACAUAUCCAUGGAACGCGGCCUCGCUGCAGCAGGACGGCCAAUCGCUGCUGCAACUGAGGCCGGAGGAUGUGGGAUACGACGGCUACAGCUCAUCCAAGGAGGGAGCCUCGUCCAAGCAGGUGUCUCAGAGUGACACUGAGGGAGACCCACUGAUGAACAUGCUGCUACGGCUGCAGGAAGCAGCUAACUACUCCAGCACGCAAAGCUGCGACAGCGACAGCACCAGUCACCAUGACGACCAGCUGGACUCCUCGCUGGAGUCGGCGCUAUGAGACGAAGAGCUGCGCUGGGAGACACAGACCCCUUGAACCUGGGAACCUCUGAACCUCGGUCACUACCAGACACCCCCUAUAGUGCACAGAUACAUAAUAUAUGAAAAGUUUUAUUAUCAAAAUGGUAUACCUGCCAUUUGAUAGAAUAUUUUUACAUUACAAUGGUGCAAUAUUAAAUCAGAUUAUUGUAUGUUUUAAAGAGCAGCCAACUUGGUCCUCAGUGAUCAACGUGAUAAACAAUCAUACAAGUUGGAUCCGUUAUAUUUUAAGUAUAUAAUUAAGCUCAGCUAGUCAUUUAAUGGAUGUAUAACAUUUUAGAAUACAACUUUUCAUAUGUGUGUAGGCAGGAUGUGUCUGACAAGGGACAGUAGUUCCUUUUGAAGUUGACUUCCAAGGAGUAAAUCACAUUGUGCUCACUCACGAUGAGCCACAGAUCACCCCGUAAUUUUAACAUGGGGUGUCAAUCUCUGAAGUGUCAGAAAAAAAGAGAAAGCCAAGAGUUUAAACUGGAUUUUUCUUUUUCUUUUUUUUUUUUUUUUUUUAAAAUCCCAGAUAUAUCUUCAGAUGUUUACAAUGGGGGGAGAUGGGUUCUGUUGUUUAUGUCUUUCCUUGUUUACAGAGGUGCUUCUCACACAGACACACACACACACUCAUGCACUUACACAGGCAGCAGGAGGACACUGUCCUCUAAUCAGAGGCUUCGAUUGGUUCAAGUCCCCAUGUGACCAACAAUCCAGCCUGCCAAAGUGUCCUUGAGCAAGGCACUAUUUAUACCACCCUGGGACCCUCAUCUCUGACCCCACCUAUUGAGGGACUGUUGAGUGUUUUCAGGUGAUGUAAUGCCCUCUGGUGGUCACAAUGGAGGUUUUCAGCUGUUAGAAAACUGGUUCUAAACAGAUUUUCUUUAUACACAAAUCACAAACUUCUCCGUCUCCUUGUUUACCACUAUAUCACCUUAUUUGGGUGUCUUUGCCUUUUCUGAACAUAAGGACAAUUCUGCGCCUCCAUGAUGGCACCAGACGUGGUUGAUUUAAAAACAUUUGCAAAGCCUCUGCAGCCCAAUUAGGAUCACAAGAAUUACAUUUUCAUAACAGCGCACAACCCUCCUGCUCAGUCGUCAGUUGAGCUUCAUGGUGCUGGUCUCCUGCCCUGAGCCUCCUCAGUGUCAGGCACUGCCAAGCCGCUCCUUGCUGCCCUGCAUGCCAACAACAAGCACAACGAAAGCCCAUUGUCUGUGUGUCAUCCAGCCACAUUGCUACUGUGAAGAAAAAAAUGGACAAGUGCCAAUGUUUCCCUUUGAUUUACUGCCAAAUGUAGACACGCGCACACACAAACACAACCAUACACACACAGAGACUUAACAUCACAGCACACAGCCGAACAUGGUUGUAAACUUAGAUUAAGUUGUUCUUGGCCUUCCACGCUCCACAGCCUGUUGUCACUCCAUAGCUUACAAUGCACCAUGAGAGCAGCAGGCAGCACCUUCUGUGGGUCCCCACAGAACUGUCUGUAUUGACCGUUUGCUAAACACCUCCCUUGAACAGUGACUGUCCAGUCAUUAGCAACUGUAACUCAGCAUCUGUCAGGCUUUCUCCACGUGUUCCAGUGGCAUGCAGAGAGAUGCAGUUCAUAGAUACUCAGCAUUUACAGAGUUCUGAGGGUUAGUUGCAAAGGUUAGCAUGAUUGGCUAAUUAGUUUACCACCUACAGUAGUAACUGAGUUUAACCUGCUCUUUAUUUAAUUUAUGGGGGUUUAAACUCCAGCAACCCCAGCCAGUAUAACCCUGAGACUGAUAGUGUUUGCUAAACACAUAGGUUAGUUCUCACCCCAAACGCCUUUUCAUGACAGUGCCCCAUGACAAGGCCAAAUGCCCUAGUGUCAAUGAAAGUCAAAAAUAAUGCUUGAAUCUACCAUGAAUGUUAGAACUGGAUACAGUGAUGGAGGCAGGACCCUGUUCAUUCCUAUUAAAGUUGCUUAGUGGCACAUAAAGCCAAACAAACCUUGAUUUCCGUGGUUUCCAUGCCGCCCAUAGAGCAAGCGCACUAGCGACUUACGGCCGAGUGUCUGACUUCCGCCAGCCAAGCAGCUGACUUCCGGUUUAGCCCUCGGCAAAAGUAUCUUGCGGCUCUAGACUUUAGAAAUGUUAUUGGACUAGUUCAGAUAGUGAAUUGAUGUCAUUUCGCAGUGGUUGUGUUGCUGGGAAAAAAAAAACAUCCACUGAUUUGCAGACAUCUCUUUUGCAGUGUAAGUCAAUGGGGGGGGGAGUAUUUUGGGGCUCAGUGUUGUCACAUGACAGACCCAGAAAUUGUAAUUCCACAAUUGGCCAGUAUGAAAAUUGGCUUCAAUGCCCGACACUGUUCCUGCGAGUUCGGUAUCCGUCCCGUGAUUCGAAUCUGCUCCAAACUUUAAUGGGUUCUUCCUUGGCCCAUGUUACAUCCUACCAACAAGUUUAAUAAAAAUAGGGUCAGAGUUUCUUUCAUAAGCCUGCUGAUGAACAAACAGACCACCCAAAUGAAGACAUAACGUCCUUGAUUGAGAUACAUAUGAACAAGUAUGCUAGCUAAGCAACUAAACAGAAUUAUGUUAUAGUCUAAUCUUACUAGAUUAACAAGCUAAGUCUGUACUGCAAUACAAGAAAAAUGCUGUUUUUGUUAAGCUCCAUUAGCCUCAGUCUUUCAGUCCGUUACCAUGUAUGAAGCGCACAUUAAAGACCUGUUUCAAGAUUAUCGUUUUAAAACAAGACAUACGCAAACAUUAAGCCCAUGGAGCUAACGUUAGCUUAAUUAGCUACCUAGCUGCAGCUAAUAAAAUGUUGAGUGGCUAAUAUACUAUCAGUAUUAUUAUGAACUCAUGCAGAGGUGUGAGAAUGGAAAGCCUGACAGAUGAAGCAACAUGUGAGGCAGGGCUUAGCGAACGGUCACUUGCAAAUAGCUGAAUUCUUAUGACAUUUGUGUUAACCUGCAUGGAGAACCAAGUAGGUGGGGUUUGCUGCAACAUUCAGAACGUAAACUAGUAAAAGUCAGGAGAGCAGUAAACUGACUUUGAAAAUGUCAAGGCCUUUACUUCAACAGAUAUGAAUCAGAGCUGAUCAAUCAACAAAUUAAUACUGAACUGAAUGAUGCAAGGUGACAAGGUGUCCUGUCUGGAACUCAUUUGAUAGUCUUGUUCAGCAUCUGCACCCAUAUGGUAUCCAUGAGGUACCAAAAAAGAAUCCAAAGUAUUUUGAAAUGCAAGUGAACCAGAUCGGCCCAAGAGCUGAGAAAGGGAACAAUGAUAUUGGUGCUUUCUCACUGCCUUAAAUGUGCAAAAGUCUGGGAGGCAUCCUCUGCUCCCGAGUGAGAAGAAGAGACGCUAAUGUCAGACGAUGAUGAUGAUCUGCUUCCUGCUAUGUCAAAGAAGCUGCUUGUAGUCGGAAAAACAGCCUCUUUUUGUUUUUUGUUUUCUUGCUCCCUCUUCCUCCAAACCGCCCUUUCUUGUUUCUGACAGUUAAAGUAUAAAAUGCUGUAUUUGAAUUUAAAACUGACCAAUAUUGUAAAAACAUUUAAAAAAAGGGGUGGGGUAUUUUUUAGUUGUUGUUUUUUCGCCCAGUUGAGCUGGGCUCACUUGAACAGGAGCACAACCAAACUGUUUUGGGUUUUUUAGCCUGAUGAGCAUGUUUUGAAGCUUUUUAAAGGGGAUGCAUCAAGGAGAGACCUUUACCGUUACGUAUGCGUGUAUUGGACGGAAGCCAUUUUGAAUUUUGAUUGUCCUCUCUUUGUUUAACGAGUGGGUUGGUUUUGCACACUUUGAGGUCGGGGUGGGUUGUAAAUACUUAAGUCUUGCACAGUGAAUCAAAGAUGCAUUCUGCCCUGUUGAUGUUACAAUAUGCUUAACCCGCUGAGUAAAUUAUUGUACUUUGAAAACAGAGAGAAAAAAAAGAAAUGCAAAAACUCAACACGCUGUCAGAAACAGGUGUGUGUCUUGUGGUGAUUGGAUGUUUUGCCUAUGCAGGAGGCAUACGGUGUACAGUAAGAAACAGUUUUUAGCUCACAAAAAUCACAGACUGAGAAAAAAUAGGCACUUUUCCAGUAUCCCCCCUUCCUGCCAUAAUAUUCUCUGGAUCCUCUCCGUCUUUAGGAAUGCCCUGUUGUUCCUUAGAUGCACUUCCUCUCUGGACAUUUUCACCCAAGCUUACCGCCACGUUAGGCUUGCAAGCUGUCCGAGGCACCGAAGCUGACCUGACACCGUACUGUAUACAUCCAACAGGUGCUACUGGUCAGUCAAAACCCAUCAGAGACCAAGAAGUCAUGUUGUCACAACCUCAGGACAAUCCUAUCCUCUACAAUCCUACCUGUGUUCAGCUUCACAUGUGUCUCUGCAGCCAAGCCUCUGAUGGUUCACACAUGUAUCUGGCCAACUUGGUCGGCCUUGCGUCUGCAAGGGUGUUUAGUUGCAUGAUAAAGGGGCAGUUACCAUGGUAACAGGUUGCUCCUUACCUACAGUUACACUCGUGUAUCAAACCUGAGCUUAUAUCUCCCACAAUUCACCCUCUCAGCUACUCUACACUCCUGUUGUGGGCCAUGAGAAUCCCAAGCUAGCAGAACUUUGGCACCGUUAACAGUGUACACCAUAGUGUUGAUGAUCAGCUGGUCAUUUUUCCCCACUUUACACUUUGCAGUUACAUCUCAGUUGAAAACCAUAGCAUUUACUCUGGUUUGAGAGAAAGUUUUCUUCUUUUUGGGUGAAACAUUUGUCCUUAAAUGUUUUAUAUUUUGUACAUUUGUAUGUAACAUAUCAUGUAAAUAGACAGAGACAGUGAUUUAACUCAUCUGGAGGAUUUUGUAGUCUUUGUAAAGCCCUAAUAAAUGGUAUUUGGUGUCACACGA